Molecule: messenger RNA, 990 nt
Organism: Lecanosticta acicola
Lineage: Eukaryota; Fungi; Ascomycota; Dothideomycetes; Mycosphaerellales; Mycosphaerellaceae
Source: the annotation of a GenBank genome assembly
AUGUCGAAGCAGUACCUUCAGACGUUGACAAUACCAGACGCACAUCCAACCGACAUCUUUGCACUCGCCACGACUCCCUCACACCUUCUCACUGCCUCCGGUUCGUCCUCAAUUCGCAUCUACAGCACCAAAGGCCAGACCAUCCACGCCGACUCCGCCGAUGAUGAGAACCCUUACCCACUCGCCCAAACGCUGGAGAAGGUGCACCGCUUAGGGUGCCAUCACCUCUGCGCGAGCUUGGAUGGAAAGAUCGCCGCCAGCGCGGGAUUCAGUGGCGAGAUCAAAAUCUGGGAAUGCAGCGAGGAAGGUCAAUGGCAGGAGAAAGGCGAGAUACGAGCGUUGGACAAGAAGCCUGGCGAGCACUGGGCUCUGGCUUUGAAUGAGGAUGGACAAUAUCUUGCCUGCACGACCGCGGACGGCCGCGUCAAUGUCUACGACCUCAGCACACUGGCAGAUGGGAAAGCGGAAAAGGUCACCGAAUUCCAGACCAAGGGCUCCUUUGGCAUGUGCGUGGACAUCUCGCCCAAUGGCGAAAUGACGGCUUCAGGACACCAGAACGGCAGCAUAUACAUCUUCAACAACAGCACGCGCCGCCUUGCACACUCCCUGUCUGGGCUCAUCAAGCCAGUCCGGAGCGUCAAGUUCAGUCCGGCAAAUCGAUAUCUCGCCGCGGCUGGAGACGCUCGAAUAAUAGCCUUGUACGACACGCAGAGUGGAGAGCAAGUGGCGAAUCUAACAGGACACGCCUCGUGGAUCAUGAGCCUGGACUGGAAUUGGAGUGGAGAGUACCUGCUUAGCGGAAGUCACGACGGCAAGGCGAAGAUCUGGAGUGUCGAGCGGAGAGAAUGUGUGGCCACGCAGACAGAGAGUGAAAAGUGUCUUUGGGCUGUAAAGUGGCUGUACCAUGCAGCGACGGCGAGGAACGAGAUAUUCGCUACUGCUGGUGCUGGCAAGACGCUGGCAUUCUACAGAGAGGCGAGCGGAACAUAA